GGUCCGGUCUAGUGCCAGGAGUGUGCUGGCAGCUCCAGAAGGGCCCUUGCCACGGUGUGAGCCUGAGUGGUGGGGACAGGUGAGGUUAAUUAGAGUUCUGCAGCUGGCCUAAUUGCGGGCUGGGCAGGUUAGUUAAUCAGUAUUUCUCUGGGCCGUGAAACAGGUGGUAGAUAAAAUCCAGUCUGACUCCAAACUGAGACUGUUUCCAAGACCCAAAGCACUGGGAUUUUAGCUUAAGAAGGAAAAAAAAACAAAAAGCCGUAUACUUUGUUUUAUUUCCAUGGGGAAGACGUGUUGCAUACUCUGCUUCUAAUCCUUGCUGUAUUUAUAAUGGCACCGAAUUUCAUUUCAUAUGUUUUUUUCUCCUGUGUAUUUAAAAAUAGGAACGUUUCUUGUGAUGAUAACAGACUUCCCAAUGUGUUUUCUUUUUCGGAAGUACUUAACUGAGUUGUUUUUUUUAUCUGCUGUCAUUUCAUACAUUCUGCAUUUGAAAUUGACAAGCCAGCAGAAUGUAUGUGAGGUGUCAGUGGCUCAAAGCAGCCUGUGCAGUGCUGAGAUGUGUUCCAUGCACAGUGACACAGGUCGCUAGGCAGGCGUUUCUGACCGUUACACUUACCCAGUGCCCAGCAAGCAUGUUUGCUUAUGAGCUUUCAUGUAGGACAGCCUGUCUGCUUUCAUUCUGGCCCCCAGAGCAGAGCUCAGCCAGCUGUAGCACAUAGCUUAAUUACAGUGCUAAGAUGCCAGAAAAAUCUCAGACUUACUCUAAUGGUAAACAGCUAUCCUUGCUCUCGAUAUAUGUGUCCUUGUUAAUUCACCAUAAAGGCACGUUAGAGCGUGGCUUUCCUGGGCAUCGAAUGCUGAUUUCAUGCUGCCCUCUGGAGGCCGUCUUUUUCGAACAGAAACAAAUUCGGUGCUAUGAUGGGAAAUCAUCCCUACCCCAAAAUAACAGCACUGCUCCUUGACUGCAUGCAUAGGCACAGACAGGUGGGGUUCCAAUCAAUCACUGCAAAACAGGAGCGCUUAGACAGGAACUUUCAUCUGCUGCCCAAUUCGGAUAUUUCCUCUUGGGAAACACAAUCGUAUUCUUUUUAAUCCAAUUGCUGCCCAGAUCAUUAAUUAGAAGCAUUAUGCAAAUAAAAGGAGGUUGCCAGCCAAGUUUCCAUUCUAAAAUUUUAGACUGAAAGCUCUUAAUCUUCCUCACAGACAAUAGAUUUUUAUGAAUAUAUGCAAAAAUAUCAGUAACAACUCAUGAUUAAAAAUAAAGCGUCCCCAGACUGCUUUUCUUGGAUUAACGCUGUAUGUAUGUGGCUGAACCGGGAUAGGUUUGGGUCUGACCUACGCCAGCACAGCCAGGCAGAGAUUUGGUCCCACCAUCCUCAGGGUGUCCUGGGGUGCAGGAAAGGCCCUGUACUGGACUUGGCCUCAUUGCAGGCCCUCAGAUUGACUCAUCGUGUACUCGGUGUGUUUGGUAGUACAGCCAGGCUUAACCAGGUAGACUGUAAAGGUUACUCCUAGUGUUCUCGUGUUCCCGAGCGAACCACAGCAGCCUUCCCAUGCUCCAUUCAUUAGAUGGCACACCAGAAGGGUCUGACUGUUGUGUAAGCUGCAGCUAAGGCAAGUGCUGAAAACCUGACACUUGGAAAUGAAUGGGAGACGGCCUUGAUAGACCUUAGGACUCUAUACUGCUGUAGAGGGCCUGGGGGAAAACUGCAGGGAAGCUGGGAAACAUGAGUUUUCAAUGCAUAAGAAGUGGCAUUAUUGACAGCAGAGUAGAAUAAGAAAUACAUUAACAUUUGCGGUUUUCCUAUGUCUUAGGACAAUUAAUCCCUGUUUGCUAAGCUGUGGUGGGAGUUCUCAUUGCUGUUUCAUGGGACACAGUGAACUUGUAUGUCUGUGUGUGGCUUCUUAUAUAACGUGGCUGUUAAUGGAGAUUAAAAUGAAGAUGUCCCAAGUAUCUGAGAUACACUUCUGUGUAAAUGACGCUAGAAAUGUGUGGGUUUUUAUCUUCUUUUAAACACUGAAUUGUACGUUUAAUUGUUAAAAGUGCAUUUUACACGAGUUUAUGAAGGGGAUGCUUAUCAAAUCUGCUUUCCUGCUGUGAAAUAAAGGUAGGACCUGGUUUUGCAGGUACCCACUGCAUUUCCAAAUUAGGCCAUUUCCAAAUGGUAAGUUGCCAUUAGUUAGAAUGGGGGCUGGAGUGCUGUUGUGUUUGCUGGGCAGUUUCAUAGAUGGAAUGCCACUGUAUAGGCAAUUUCAUAGCAAUUCUUGCAUUGCUACUUGGGGUUCUACUUUGGUAUCUUACUGAAAACAAAAAUGCUCAAUAGGACAAAUGUUCAGCACAAAAUACCAGUCAGAACUGAAAGCCACCAGCUCUGCCACCUGAAGUUGCUUUGGGCAUGCAGGUCUUUUAACACUGGUCUGUCCUCUAGCAUUUAGGUGCCAUUUCUGAACUGAUGUAAUUAGAGAAACUGUAGCUGCUGGUAUUGAAACCUAACUGAAGAUCUGACUUAUUUAUAACGCAGUUGAGAGAAAUGUAUGCAAUAUGAGUUUUAUCUGUACCUGUUUGAAAUUAUGCUGAUAAAGCUUAAUCCUCUUCCAAGUUAUGCAAGCCUUAUUUAUGGGAAUGGCUGCAUUGCUUCAGGGUGGCUGUCAGAGCUGCCAGGGCUGUGUGCACUACACGUGUCCACGCCGGGCACCCUGAGCAGUACUUUGUGUGGCUGUAUUUACGUGGUAUGGUACACAAAGCUGAGUAAGCCUCUGUAAAAUGUACCACUUUUAAAAUAUAUAUAAAUACAUACAAAUAUUAAGAACUAAAAACAAAUGUGCGUAACGUUUCUAUUUGCAACAUGUUGUGAUUUUUAAUAGUGUAUGCCAUGAAGAGUGUUCUAUUUACUCACUGCUUUGGGGAACAACUGUUUUAAAAAUGAAGGCAUUAAUGACAGUAUUUCGUAUCCAUUGUUUUAACGUGUUAAAAUGCUUAUUAAUUAGUCCUGCAGUGUAUGUAUUUGUAGCUUAAAGCUGCACUGGACAGCACGUCAGCUCGAGACCUCCAGAAACACUUCCUUGUGCUUUCUGUAAGAAAAGCCAAGACUUGACGUUUAGACGUGGUCUCUCUGUACAGGUUGCUUUUACAGUCGUGUGAAUAUGUAUAAUGAACUCUGCGUUUGUAACCAAGGAUCAGCAAACUGUAAAUGUUCCGGUUGUUAUUAUAAAUAGCUGCAAAGUAUCUUAACCAGACAAGAGUUCAAAUAAAGAUUAAUGGCCAUUAUUCGUAUUUCCUCUACUGUCUUUCAGUUCAUUUCAAUUGUUCAGAAUUGACUUAUGCAACAGCUGAGUUUUACCACUGAAGCUCAGUGUAGUUUUAAAUGUAUGGCAAUUUGGUUUGGGAUUCCCCACAUUAAUACAAAACUGAACCUGCUCCUGUGUUUACCAAAUAGCUGCAACUGAAAACAACUCUGGUCUGCUGGGUAUGCAGUCAAACGGUCUGAGUCCUCCCAGUUGUCAGUUUAAAACAAACGGAUACAAACACAUAGUGGAAAUGAAAGAAUAAAAAUCUGGUUAUCUUUUAGAAUGAAUGACUGAUGGCUCUGCUGGGGAUACAGCACCUACAGCAGAGUGCAGACGCACGUCCCUUCCAGUUCUUAUCUCUGUGUUUUUCUUUAAGGAAUCCCAUCCCACCAUCACCAGGACUGUCUCCUCUCACCUGACGGCAGCGUUUGGCUUUUAUCCCACCCGCUGCCUCUGGGUCAGCUGCAGAGGAGCAGACUCAACGCGGGAGCACAACCAUACAAGAGGUUUGUUGUACUUUUGCUUAAGGAGUGCAGUGUGUUAAACACUACAGCUCUAACCCCUAAGCUACCAUCACAAAUCACUCUGAGCCGCGUGCUGCUGCCAGCACUGUGCCCCAGCCCGUGUGUGCUGGUAGAACCUCCCAGGGCCACGGGACCUGCAGGGUGAAGUCACCACUCCUGAUGCCAGAGGAGCCCAGUCCGGCCGGCGGAGGAGAGGCCAAAGCACGGCUCUUCUUGCAAGCUGUUUUAUCCUAAUGAUCCACUGAAGAUUGUAAAGGCGAGAGGCCAGUACAUGUACGAUGAGAAUGGAAGGCAAUACCUUGACUGCAUAAACAACGUUGCUCAUGUUGGACAUUGUCACCCCGAUGUAGUAAAAGCAGCCCACGAGCAAAACCAAUUGCUAAAUACAAAUUCUCGUUAUCUUCAUGACAAUUUGACUGAUUAUGCAGAGAGACUUUCAGAAAAGCUACCUGAGAAGUUGUGCACCUUUUAUUUCUUGAAUUCUGGAUCUGAGGCUAAUGAUCUUGCCCUAAGAAUGGCACGGCAGUUUACAAAGCACGAGGAUGUCAUAGUUCUAGACCAUGCUUACCAUGGACAUCUGACAUCCUUGAUUGACAUAAGCCCAUAUAAAUUCAGAAAUCUAGAAGGACAAAAGGAAUGGGUCCACGUGGCUCCUGUUCCAGACACAUACAGAGGUCUAUACAGAGAGGACCAUGAAGAUCCAGCAACAGCCUAUGCCACCGAAGUGAAAAAUAUUAUUGAGCGAGCACAUAAGAAAGGCAGAGAGAUUGCUGCGUUUUUUGCUGAAUCUCUGCCAAGCGUCGGUGGUCAGAUCAUCCCACCAGAAGGCUAUUUUCAGAAAGUAGCAGAGCAUGUGCACAAGGCAGGAGGUGUGUUUGUUGCUGAUGAAAUUCAAGUUGGCUUUGGCAGGGUUGGCAAGCACUUUUGGGCAUUUCAGCUGCAGGGAGAAGAGUUUAUACCUGACAUAGUCACUAUGGGGAAACCCAUAGGUAAUGGGCACCCUAUUGCCUGUGUAGCAACAACAAAAGAAAUUGCAGAAGCAUUUGCAGCCACAGGAGUAGAAUAUUUCAACACAUUUGGAGGAAACCCUGUUUCGUGUGCCAUUGGAUUAGCUGUUUUAGAUGUGAUAGAGAAGGAACAGCUUCAGAUUCAUGCCACAGAAGUUGGUAACUUCUUGAUGAAGCUACUCACGGAGCAAAAAGUCAAGCACCCCAUCAUUGGUGAUGUCAGAGGUUCUGGCUUAUUCAUUGGAGUGGACUUAAUUAAAGAUCAAGCCAAAAGGACCCCAGCCACAGAAGAAGCAGAGUAUUUAAUAACAAGGCUUAAGGAAGAAUAUAUUCUCCUGAGUACAGAUGGGCCAGGAAGAAAUGUACUUAAAUUCAAGCCCCCAAUGUGUUUCACUAUGGAGGAUGCAAAAUUUGUAGUGGACACCAUAGACAAGCUUUUAACAGAUAUGGAAAAAGAACAUAUGAACCAGGAGAAAACAUCCACUGGCUCAACCUAAGCAGGUUUCAAACAUGUUUCAAGACCUACUACUAAGAAAAAUUACUCUACUGUGAUAACGUACACUUAAUCCUCAUCUUAGUAUGUCUUAGACCAGAUAAGUUAACCUUUGAUUUUGUUAUUUUCAGUUAUCUUAUUAUUAAGUGAAAGCUUUAGGAGAAAUAAAUGUUCAACUGUG
This is a messenger RNA of Gallus gallus (chicken), 5493 nucleotides long. RefSeq names its product 5-phosphohydroxy-L-lysine phospho-lyase (gene PHYKPL). Gene Ontology annotation, cellular component: mitochondrion. Gene Ontology annotation, molecular function: transaminase activity; pyridoxal phosphate binding. The transcript has 13 exons. Lineage: Eukaryota; Metazoa; Chordata; Aves; Galliformes; Phasianidae. The record is from RefSeq and is a predicted model, not a curated record. Bases 4084 to 5316 code for a protein of 410 amino acids.